Molecule: messenger RNA, 952 nt
Organism: Spirodela intermedia
Lineage: Eukaryota; Viridiplantae; Streptophyta; Magnoliopsida; Alismatales; Araceae
Source: the annotation of a GenBank genome assembly
AUGCAGACGGCCCAGUCCCCGCAGGCGAUGUUCCGUCCCUGGUGGCCCGGGUCGCCGCCGCCGCCUUCCGGGAGCCAGCCGGAGAUCUUCUUCGGCCACGGCGGCGCCGCCAAGCUCUCAGAGCCCACAGGUUGCCGGCGAUCGCCGUGUUUCCGUUGACUGCCCUCUUCUUCUUCUUCUUUUCGCUCCGCUGACGGCGUCGUUUCUGGUUCAGUCGAGAACGCGGAGAAGGGACCGACAGCCCUUCCGAGCUAUCCUCUCGUCGAUCAUGGCUACCGCCACUUCGCUCCUUACGGGACUCAGAUUCAGGUUGAUUUUUUUCUUCCAUAUAUAUAUUUUUUGUUCUGUGUAGAAAAGAUAGAGAAAUUAUCUUCAAGCAUUCCUUGCCGGAAGUAGCGAGAUUUCUCAGCCGAUCUACAUGCAAGUUCUGCAUUCAUGCGAAGGAUGAGCGGAAGUAGCGAGAGAAAUUCUGUGCCGCUUUCUUCUGUGAUGAAGGAUGAGCGGAUGAUGCUGCUGCCGUUGACCACGCCCGAGGAGGGCCCGGUCUACGUGAACGCUAAGCAGUACCGCGGAAUUCUCCGCCGCCGGCAGGCCCGAGCGAAGGCGGAGCUCGAGAAUAAACUGGUAAAAGCUAGGAAGGUCCGUAGCAGCAGCAGCAGCAGCUCGUUGACUUAUUUUUCCUUAAUUUUCAGAUUUUCUUUCUUGGGGAGUUGUUCUUCUUGGAAGAGCUCUGCUGAUAUUUUGAUCCCGCUGUUGACUCCAGCCGUAUCUCCACGAAUCGCGGCACCUCCAUGCAAUGCGGCGGGCGAGGGGUUGCAGCGGGCGUUUCCUGAACACGAAGAAGGCCGACGGUGCGCAGGGAGAGGCCGCGAACGGGAAGCCGUCGGCGGCGAUAGCGUCGCCGCAUCCUCCGGGGAUGGCGGCGGGGUUCCGCCGCGACCUCAGAGUCUAG